AUGACUUUCUGCGGUACUGAUUUUUCUGUUCAUAUGGACGAGGAGGCUCCUUCUCCUGUGGCUGCUGCUACCAAGACUCGUGGUCAGGAUGGUGACAAGAAAGGUGGCGCGGAUCCGCAGCCUGUUGGCGCCGGCAGCGUGUUAAAGACUCCGUCUCGCCACAAGGAUCCUGUUGUCAGCACUCAUGGUUCUGGGGGUAAAGGAGAUCCCAUGGUGAUUUCCUCAUCUGAGGAGAGUGGCAGCGAUUGUAGCGACUUUCCUGAUAUUGAGGAGUACCUUAACGCUGAGGGAAAUGUUGAUGCUGCCUCUGCUGGUGUUGACAAUCCAGUGGGCUCAGGAGGGGAUCCCAUGGAGCUGGAUGAUGGGUUCCUUUCUGAUGCUCCUUCUCUUGACUGA
Neurospora hispaniola is the source of this 396-nucleotide messenger RNA. RefSeq lists its product as uncharacterized. Bases 1 to 396 code for a protein of 131 amino acids. The transcript is spliced from 2 exons. NCBI's taxonomy places the organism in Eukaryota, Fungi, Ascomycota, Sordariomycetes, Sordariales, Sordariaceae. The record is from RefSeq and is a predicted model, not a curated record.